This is a messenger RNA of Gamsiella multidivaricata, 938 nucleotides long. RefSeq names its product ribosomal protein S5 domain 2-type protein. The record is from RefSeq and is a predicted model, not a curated record. Bases 16 to 900 code for a protein of 294 amino acids. Gene Ontology annotation, cellular component: nuclear exosome (RNase complex); cytoplasmic exosome (RNase complex). Gene Ontology annotation, biological process: nuclear mRNA surveillance; nuclear polyadenylation-dependent rRNA catabolic process; exonucleolytic trimming to generate mature 3'-end of 5.8S rRNA from tricistronic rRNA transcript (SSU-rRNA, 5.8S rRNA, LSU-rRNA). Lineage: Eukaryota; Fungi; Mortierellomycota; Mortierellomycetes; Mortierellales; Mortierellaceae. The transcript is spliced from 3 exons.
ACUUCAACACUGACCAUGGCCACAUCAGCAACAUCUGUCAGUCAGGCUGCAUCGCCUGCCUUUACCUUCUCUGCCUCGACCUUCCAGAAACUACAUCCUUCAGAAUACUUUCGCAAGUUCGUCUCUCAAGGAGUGCGCCCCGACGGACGACUCCUCAACAGCUUUCGUCCAACGACAGUUCACUAUGGUGUGAUCACCACUGCCAAUGGCUCUGCCAUGGUUCGCAUGGGUGGCACAACCGUUGUAUGCGGAGUCAAGGCUGAAGUCACAGAGCCCAAACUGGAUGCCCCCAAUCAAGGAUAUCUUGUGCCCAAUGUGGAUCUUUCGCCUAUCUGCUCGAGUGUGUUUAAACCAGGUCCUCCUAGUGAACAGGCGCAGGUGGUGUCAGAGUCGAUCAAUCGAGUCUUGAAAGAGAGUAACGUUUUGAAUCUCAAAGAUUUGUGCAUCGAGGAGGGCAAAGCCGCAUGGGUAUUAUGGGUCGAUGUCGUUUGCGUGAGCUAUGAUGGAAACAUUAAUGACGCUGCUCUGACCGCUGUCAUGGCUGCCCUCGGAAACGUGCGCAUUCGCAAGCCGGCAUACGAGGAAGGAAUUGUGAAAGUGCCUGGAUCAGGAACUGUCAGUAAUGAGAACUCAUUUAAAUUGAGCCUGCUCAGGAUGCCGCUGAGCUCAUCUUUUGCACUUUUUGAUACAACCUUGACUCUACUCGCAGAUCCAGACUUUGCAGAGGAAUCGAUUGGUAUGGGUCAAAUCACUGUAACUCUCGAUGAGCAUGGACAGCUGUGCGCGGUCUCGAAAGUAGGCGCUGCAACGAGUUCGCAGGAAGUACUGAAACAGUGUGUGAUAAGGGCAAGAGAGCGUAGCCAGGAGCUGCGGACCAUUAUGAGGCAACAGCACCAAUAAAUUCACUCGAUGCUUCAUAGAUUAUUUGUCCAGAGUAG